Messenger RNA from Linum tenue, 2020 nucleotides. Lineage: Eukaryota; Viridiplantae; Streptophyta; Magnoliopsida; Malpighiales; Linaceae. The record is from the annotation of a GenBank genome assembly.
CCGACCACCGGCCGCUCUUCGCCCUCCUCUUCCGCUCAUUUCUCCAGCUCGGCGACGACGCGGCGGCCGCCGCAGUGCAACAACUUCUUCCGUUUGUUCAUUACUUUCCAGUGACUAUCAGUAGCGGGCUUUCUGCUUCUUCUAUUUGUCAAUUGGAGCUUAGGAGGGGGAGAUGACGAUGGCAAUGUCAAUUGCGCAGUUCACUUUCUUCUCCAGAGCAACGUCCUCCUCCUUCCUCAAUCGAACCAAUGCCCGCUUCAAUCGAUUCACCUUCUCCACGCCUUUCUCCACUGCUGAUGCUACUUGCACCCGCAAGAAGAAUGGGAGGCUUCCUGUCCUGUCAGCGCUGGAACUUGGUGGAGUGAAGAUUGCUAGAGAUGAUGUGGUGAGAGAUGAUCCAACAAACAAUGUGCCCGAUUCGAUUUUCUCGAAGCUCGGGAUGCAACUCCAUAAGAGGAACCAGCAUCCGAUCGGCAUACUGAAGAACGCGAUAUACGAAUACUUCGACGCCAAUUACUCCAACAAGUUUGAUAAGUUUGAUGAUCUCUGCCCUCUGGUUUCUGUUAAACAGAAUUUUGAUGAUGUCCUCGUUCCUGCUGAUCAUAUAUCGAGGAGCUAUAAUGAUACUUACUAUGUUGAUUCUCAAACUGUUUUGAGGUGCCACACCAGUGCUCAUCAGGCAGAGUUGUUGAGGGAUGGACAUACGCAUUUCCUUGUAACUGGAGAUGUUUACCGUAGAGAUUCAAUUGAUUCAACUCAUUAUCCUGUGUUUCACCAGGUUUUUGUGGCCUCCCAUUAUCUGCAACCUCCAAACUUUUUUUUUUUGGGGUUCUUUUUGAGGUUUUGGAGCAUUCAUUCAUAUACUCUUCUGUUAGAAAUGCAGAUGGAAGGGUUUCGUGUGUUCUCACCCGAAGAGUGGGAGGCCUCGGGAUUGGACGGCACAUCUUAUGCUGCUGGCGAUUUGAAGAAAUGCCUUGAGGGGCUAGCUAGACACUUAUUUGGUGCAGUGGAAAUGCGUUGGAUCGAUGCAUAUUUCCCAUUCACGAAUCCAUCUUUUGAACUUGAGAUUUAUUUUCAGGAGAAGUGGAUGGAAGUAUUAGGCUGUGGGGUUACUGAGCAAGAGAUUUUAAGGAACAAUGGCCAACUCGAUAGUGUUGCUUGGGCUUUUGGACUUGGAUUAGAAAGACUUGCUAUGGUUUUGUUUGACAUACCUGAUAUUCGGCUUUUCUGGUCAAAUGAUGAGCGCUUUACAUCUCAGUUCACCAAGGGCAAAAUGGGGAUAAAAUUCAAGCCAUUUUCAAAGUUUCCUCCAUGUUUCAAAGAUAUGAGUUUUUGGAUCAAUGAAUCAUUCACAGAAAACAAUUUGUGUGAAGUUGUCCGAGGAGUGGCUGGGGAUCUUGCGGAAGAGGUGCAAUUGAUAGAUAAUUUUACAAACAAGAAGGGAAUGACAAGUCAUUGCUAUAGGAUUGCUUACCGGUCCAUGGAAUGCUCACUUACAGAUGAAGAAAUCAAUGAAUUGCAGAGGAAAGUGAGAGAACAAGUUGAAACAAAGCUGAAUGUUGAACUCCGAUGAUAGAUCGCUAUUUGCAUCAAGAUUAUGCUUCAGAGGGAGUAAGAGCUGCAAGCGAAACCAUUGUUUACGAAAUCUAUGCAUCGCCAGCACAAUUUGAGACACGAACCGAUAGAGAUGUUAACUCCUUGGCAGCAACACAAAAGGAAAAACAUAUAUUGGCUGCCAACUACAAGAUCCACUAUGUAGCUUCAUAAAAGUGUUGCUUUUGAUUUUGAAUCCGUUGAAGGAGGGCUGUGGAGGUUUUGCUUUUGAUUUCUGUAUCGUAGCAGAGCAUCAUAAGUCGCUUUUGUUUCCUCGGUGCUCUAUAGCAAUUCAAGUUCUAUGUUAUGCAUCUUACCAUAGCUUGCUCCUUUUGGUAAUAAGAUGGUAUGCACCAUCAAGAACUGGAAAGAAAGCAACACUGAAGAUAAUAAAUGAAAUCUCUUGUAGAUAUGCAAACAAAAGAAA